AUGGAGCAAGACCAAUACAAGCCAAGAGACUCGUUCACUCACCGUCUCAACCCCGGCCUUCUUGGUAAGCAAUCGGGAGGUGAUCCAGAGGCUAAGCAGCGGCAGCAGAAGCGGGCGGCAAGUGAGGAGAAGAUGAACAAGGGAGGCGAGCAGGGAGCAGCAGCAGGGGUUAAGGACAAGGAGAGGAGGAAGAGACGGGAUGGUGACAAGGCUCCACCGAUCGUUGUGCAUCAGUUCCCCUUCCACUCUCGCACCGGCUUGCUCUGA
Miscanthus lutarioriparius is the source of this 267-nucleotide messenger RNA. The record is from the annotation of a GenBank genome assembly. Lineage: Eukaryota; Viridiplantae; Streptophyta; Magnoliopsida; Poales; Poaceae.